This is a messenger RNA of Chenopodium quinoa (quinoa), 2259 nucleotides long. RefSeq names its product transcription factor E2FB-like. Gene Ontology annotation, molecular function: protein dimerization activity; DNA-binding transcription factor activity, RNA polymerase II-specific; RNA polymerase II cis-regulatory region sequence-specific DNA binding. The record is from RefSeq and is a predicted model, not a curated record. Bases 421 to 1782 code for a protein of 453 amino acids. NCBI's taxonomy places the organism in Eukaryota, Viridiplantae, Streptophyta, Magnoliopsida, Caryophyllales, Amaranthaceae. Gene Ontology annotation, biological process: regulation of transcription by RNA polymerase II. Gene Ontology annotation, cellular component: RNA polymerase II transcription regulator complex. The transcript is spliced from 14 exons.
AAAUGUAUGAUUAAUUGUCAUAAUUAGUAAUGUGAUACAUUGAUAAUUAGUCGUAAUUAAUAUGAUAAGAUAAGAACGUAUAUAAUCCUAUGAUAUUAACUUUUGCGAAUAUGAUAGUCUUCAAGCAUACACUCAUAUGAAGUAGUGCGAAAUUUUAAGACUUGGAGUAAAAUGGUAGGAACUCUAGGAAGUAAAAAAAAAAAAAAAAACAACUACAAGGGUAGGGGUGGGGGGGACAGUUGCAAAGUACGGUUCCCUCCACAUCUAAAAUCCGAACCAAAUUCCCUCCUUCCCUCCCUCCCUCCCUCCCUCCCUCCCUAGUCCCUUGGUAUUCAGCAGCUAUUCUCACCAGCAAAAGCCCAAGUAAUUGAACCCCCAAUUUCAAUUCCAAUUUCAACGCCAACUCCAACGCCGCCUUGGAUGGCGACUCGCAAGGCAGUUCCUGAGAAGAGAGAGGUUGUUUUAUUGGCGCGGAUGAAGCCGCCUUUUGCUGAUUCACCUGGCGAUUACUACUCCUUUUCCGAUCGUCUUCUUCCUCCUCCCGAUGCCAUCGUCGUCAACACUCCUCCAAAGAAGCGUAAGAAUAAACUAGCUGAUCACAACACUGAGUCUACUUCCAGAACAACCACUCAAGGGCUUAGAGAAGUCCUUAGCAGCCCUUUUCAGACACCUGUCUCUGGUAAGUGCGGAAAUGGACAACAAGCUUCAAGGAAUACCCCAUGCGACAUAGACCAUCCUCAGACUCCCAUGCCAAUGAUUGGUUCACCAGGCGAAAACCUUACUCCAGGCGGUCCUUGUCGCUCUGGUCGCUCUCUUGUACUAUUAACAAAAAAGUUCAUUAAUUUGAUUGAACAAGCUGAAGAUGGGAUACUUGAUUUAAAGAAAACUGCUCAAACUUUAGAGGUCCAGAAUAGGCAAAAAAGGCGGAUUUAUGAUAUAACUAAUGUUCUUGAGGGCAUCGGUCUCAUAGAAAAACUGAAGAAUGGAAUACAAUGGAAGGGACCUAGUGUUUCAAGGCCAGGUGAGGUUAGCAAUGGUGUUGCUAGUCUACAGGCAGAUAUAGAAAAUCUCUCUAUGGAAGAGCGCAAAUUAGAUGAACGGAUAAGAGAAAUCCAAGAAAGACUGAGGGACAUUACUGAAGAUACAAAUAAUCAAAAAUGGCUGUUUGUAAGUGAAGAGGAUAUGAAGGCCUUACCUUGUUUUCAGGAUGAAACCUUGAUAGCAAUUAAAGCUCCACAUGGUACAACUUUGGAAGUCCCAGAACCAGAUGAGGGUGUUGAUCAUCCUCAAAGAAAAUACAGAAUAGUUCUAAGGAGUACUAUGGGUCCUAUUGAUGUUUAUCUUGUCAGUCAAUUUGAGGAGAAGGUCGAGGAGACCAAUGGUGCAGAGACACUACAAAGCCUACCAAGUACCUCAGGUUGUAAUGAUCUUUCAAAUGCCAUGGCAGAGAACGAAAACAGUGGCAAUCAGAUAGAAUUGCAUGGACAAGAUGCCCACAGGAUGAGCUCAGAUGGCAGUGUCCCUCAGGACUUAAGUGGAAUCAUGAAGAUCGUACCUGAAGUUUAUAAUGAUGCAGAUUACUGGUUGCUAUCAGAUGCUGACGUUAGCAUCAGUGACAUGUGGGGAGCAGAAUCUGGAGUUGAUUGGGAUGAAUUGGGGAUUGUUCCUGAAGAUUAUGCUGUGGAGGAUAACAGCACUCAGCAGCAGCCACAAAGCCUACUAUCAUUAUUAACCAGUGCAACGGGAGUGCCUCCUGCUAUUGCGGACUCAACCGGGAGAUAAGACUGGGUUUAGAGAUGCAAGCUCUCUUGGGUAUUCACUUAAAACUUUGAUCAUAUAUUGCUUAAUCCCAACCAAGCUACCUAUCAAUCUCUGAAGAGUCAUGGCAUGGGAUGUUGGGAUGAAUAUUAAGUAUUUUCCGAGAUUUUGGAUAGACCCUCCUUCAUUUGACAGUUGGUGAAGUGAGAUGAUUGAAGGAUUGUAAUUGUUCUUCAGCUGUGGCCAGUGUAGAUGAUUACUGUAACAACAAAUAAAGAACGGUCAGUGUCUUCAGCUGCUGUCAUUAUGUAGUUGUUGGAACUUUGAGUAAGCUGCAAAAUAUGCUCAACCAUUGACUAUUAGCAAUGGAGAUGUAGAUUAUAAUUACUGGAUGAUACUAAUUUAGGAUUAGAGAUGAAACUAGGAACUCUGUGUGAUCUGAAGAAGUAAACAAGUGCUUCAAUGAAGUUGACUUUAUAAAUUGCUUCAUCUUUUAGAUUA